UUCAUGUUUUCUAACUGAUCCCAUAGAGUCCAGUUUCGUGGAUUUGACCUAGGUGCCACAGUCGAAGUAUGAUUGGUCAACAUCAAAGGCCUGGUUGUAGUUUCUCUCUUGAACGCCACAGAAAACCAGCCAGCAUCUAUCUUAUCAGGACUUGACUGUGAAUCAUUGGAUAUCUGAAUAGAUGUUGACCCAAGGUGAUCGGACAUGGCUAAGUCCAAAGGAAAACCAAAGAGACAGAGGGAAUCACUUCCAGAAGAAAACCCUACAUCAACUGAGGGUGCAGUGAAAGCUAAAAGAGCAAGAACAAGUGCUGACAAGGGCAGGUCAAGUAAUGUGGCUCCUAUUGUUGACAAAUCAACAUUUGGAAAGAUGGUAAUGGAUGCUGGAUUCUGUCUUAUUGCUGGAGAUCAUCCUAAUCAACUCAAUGUAGACCAGGUGAUGUUUCAGAAAAAGCUGAGGAAAUCAGUCAAGUCUAGGAUGAAUGUAGGAGAGACAGUUGAAGAUUUUAUAUCAGGUCUCCAAAAUCAUAUUGAGGAUCCAGUCAGGUUCAAAUACAGUCUUCUCCCAACUUGCUCCUCUGCUGAAUGUGAGAGCGCCAGGGGAGGGAAUCAGGAUAGUCUCAUCAGAUUGAUUCUUGCCAUUGAUGAACUACAGCCUGCUCUGGUCAAUAUGUUGCUUGAAAAGCUGCCUGAAUUUAUGGGAGAAGAAGAUAGCAUGUUUGACUACAGUGAGGCCGUUGACUUACCUAAACUUAUUCUCAACCAGUUUCAUUGGAUGGACAAUGUUAUCAACAGCAAGGAGAUGACAGAUAAGAUGCUUGAGAUGGUAGAGAUAUCGUCACCAUCGGUCCAGAGAGAGAUCAUUGCUUGUGUUCCAGAAGUAGUUAGUGAUCAAGAACAUAAUGAGCUAGCUAACAGAUUGAAAAAUAUGUUAGAAUGUAAUUCUCAGCUGACUGUACCAAUCAUUGAUGCCUUGGAUAACCUCAACUUAACUCCAGAACUUCUUAGAGAGGUUCGGGGUUCAGCUCUACAGAGUCUUGUAUCUGCUGAUCUAGAUGACUUACCUGUUGUUAUCAAGUUUAUUCUCCAGUCUGUGUCUUCUACUGACUCUUUGGAGGUUAUCAGUGAACUAAGAAGGAACUUGGAUUUCCACACAUCUCUUCCACCAUCUUCCGCAUCUACACCCUUUGCGAGAUCAUCUACCUCAGGGAAUGCAUCAAGUCAUAAGAAGACUGUUGAUAGCGAGAUGCUGAUCCUAGAAACCAUUAAAUCAACCAUGAGAUUCAACAAAGUAUUAGCAGAUGGAUGGCAGAAGGCUAUUGAGAAUGUAUCAGAUGCAGUCGGUCACAAGGUUCUUGAUAUAUUUGUACUUCUCAUAUCUCAUGCUGUGGCCAAUAGAAAGAAAUCUGUUGAAGCAGUCUUCAGACAUAAAGUACGCAAAGGACACUUCACAGAAGAAUUGCUUCAAGCAACAUUCACAUCACAUGCCCAGGUGAUAAGAGAUUAUUUAGGAUCAUUGCUGUGUAUUGCAGAGAAACUAUUGAGAUCGCCUGAGCCUCAAGUCAGUCAGUUUGGAUCGAAGGUCUAUCAAACAGCAUUCAAUGCAUUUGAUGUAUAUAGUAAACAGGAGGUUGUAGGAGCAUUGGUAACACACAUUGGCAGUGGUUUAUCAGAUGAGAUGGAUUCAGCGCUUGACAUUCUCUCUUAUCUUGCAGCAUCCCAUACCAAGGAUCUUGCACCUUUUGCUGUUUUCAUCAAAGGUGUUCUUGACUACCUAGAUAACUUAUCAAUGACCCAGGUCAAGAAACUCUUCUCAGUUCUAGCUAUCUUAGCAUACAGAGGAGGUAGCUCUGGAUCUACACUCCAAGAUGAGUUGCAGAUUGUUGUCCGUAAGAAUCUAACAAGCAAUAGUCCCAAGUACAAGCGCAUGGGAGUGGUAGCUGCCCUAAUGGUUAUACAGAACAUGGCUAGGAAAGGGAUUGAUUCUGGGAGUGGUAAGCAAGCUCUAGCAUCAUUACCUCAGGAUAUCUUCAAGCAAGUGAUAGGUCUUCUUGAUCUGGUCAAAUCAAGCUGUGGUCAAGCACCCGAGGCUGCAGCUCUAUUCUUUGAUGAAUUGGCAAACAUUGUUCAGAAGGGUGACUUACAUCCUAAGAUACUGGAAACUGUUGGUGAGAACAUCCUUGAUGAUUUUCAAACAGACUUUGUGGUUGAUAUUGAAGCUGAAGCCACCACUGUGAAUUAUGGCUUACCAAUGGGUGAGAUGUACAGUAUGGAGGGGGAGGAGUCACAAGGAGGUGUGGCCAUCAAUCUCCUCCCACUUAUUUACAAGGCAGAGAAAGACAAACAGAAGACUGUUGCUCAAAAUAAGAAGGCACAAAGAUGCGUCUCCCCAGCCUGUCUGGCCCCGCAUUUCCGUUUACUUCGUUUCUGUGAGCAAGCUCAACAUGAUGGUAGCUUAGAAGGGAUUGAUGCUCUCCUUGGUUGUCCUCUAUACUCAUCUAAAGAUGACCUGGUUGCUAAGAUACACUCACUAUCCAAACAAGAGAAAGAACUCAUGUCUACCAAUCUAUUCCUCUGCAUCAACUGGUUCCGUGAGGCAAUCAAUGGUUUUGCAACCCUUCAAGACCCAGAGAUGAGAGGCAAGGUGUUAGGAAGACUACAGAACAUCACCAGACUACAAGAACUCUUAGAAACAUGUCUUGAAGCUACUCCAGGUUUCAUUCCUCCUGUUGCUCAUUUUGAUUGUGAGCAGCCUCAGACGAGUCCAUUAAUGACAGCACAGAAUUCAUCAUCAUCAAGUAAAGGUGGCAAGAAAGGAAGGAAACCUAAAGAUGAUAAAAAGAAAGGAGAUGAAGAUACAAGUGAAAGCACAGUCCUGACAGAAUAUGACUACGUCUCACAGGAGAAUAACAAACCAAAUGAUACCACAAUGGCUGAUCCUAUGAAGGAAGGAUCUAAGAAGAGUAACAAGGAUACACCUAUCAUUGACUGGUCUAGGUCUAGAGCAUUCUUUCGAGAGCUGGAUUUAGAUGUUUUCUCUGUUCUUGGUUGUGGGCUCGUAUCAAGGACUAUACUAGACACAGAGAUGAAUACAAAGGAGGUACAUGUCUUGCAGCUUCAACCUCGUGAGUUAGAGUUUCUCCUUCAAGAUCUCAAUAGCAAACUAGACCACGCCCUUCCUGCCUCACUUGGAAGGAGGACAUUUCUAAAGUCUAAAUGGGACAAGACGAUUGGGUUCUCACACUUGGACCAGCUCAGCCCAAAACAAGUGGCCAAGAAAGCUGUCAAAAUGUUGCCCUUGCUCUGCCAGCAUCUAGAGGCAACCAGUGGAUUCUUUCAGACAUUGAUGGCUCAGAAUGAUGGUAUGAUAGAUGGUCCAGGAUGGAAUACAGAAGAAGCUCAUCAGAUGGGACGAUGUCUUCAUCUCUUACUCCAAGCCCUUCUUGCUCUCUUCUCAUGGAGUGGCUUUGUGUCAUCAGUAAAUCAAUCUAUCUUUGAGGAAGCAAUGGCUACUCUCAGCUCUCGUAUUGCUGAUGCUGGCAAGACUUCCUUUACCUUCACUCAAUCUCUUAAACAUGCUGCUCAUUACAUAGAGAAUUUCUCUGGUACUGUACCCAAUCUUGCCAUCGGUGUAACUAUCCUUAAAGUCAUGGUUAGCAUCAACAACAAAGGAUCUACACCUGCUGCUAACAAGAAAAUAGCAACCCUAGCUGAAUCUUUGUUGAAGAGAGAUUGGUUAGAUGAAGACGGUGUUCGAGAGAAAGGAGCCAAAUACAAUGAGCUUCUUCAGACAGUUAUUGAGAUCUACUUGCAUCAUAGUGAAGAUUCUUUAUCAUCUGUUGAGAUGCUAUGUACAGAAGCAUUACCUGAACUUGAUCCAUCAGAUAAGAACGUAGCAUCAGCUCUCUUCCCAACCCUCAAUAGGAACACCCUAAGCUGUUACUACCAUGUUAUGUUGAAGGAGUUAGUUUCCUGCGUCCAGCGAUUACAGCCUUCUAUGAGGAAAUCACCUGAUGUCCAGGGUGAGACCUUUGACCGUUGGAGAUCAUCGGUCAAAGUCUUCUCUGCUCUGGUCAAUGUCAUCAAAGUGUUUGAUCUUAGGAACAAUAUCAAGACACUACUUAAGUAUGGUAGAAUGUUCCUUGAUAUCUUCCUACGUCAUGCAAUGCCUCUCCUUGAUAAGUUGUUCAGAAUUGAGAAAGAUGAUGUACAAGCUCUUCUAAAGAUGCUGCAACAAUGCACUAGAUAUCUACAACACAUCUGUAGCCAUUCAAAGGUUGCCAAGGAUAUUGCCCUGACUAGUCAUGUACCUCAGAUGAAACGUCUCCUUGAGCAAUUUGUCUACAGAGUCAAGGUUAUGUUGACCUUACACAACUGUCAUGAAGCAUUCUGGGUAGGAAACCUCAAGAAUAGAGAUCUCAAGGGAGAAGAGAUUCCAUCUCAGAUAACAAGAGAAGAUGAUAGUGAGGAGGAAGAAGAAGAAGCAGCAAGUAGAUUAGAAUCAUCUGAUGAUAGUGAUGGAGAGAAGGAGGAGAGUGGUGGAGCUAAAGGUAAUGAAUCAGACAGUGAUGGCUCCUGCAGUGACAGCUUCUGAGCUGAUCCAUCAACUCCUUCAACAAUCUCAUGAAGCUUGUCAAGUUAUCAUUCUCUAACAGUUACCAUAGCAACAUUCAGAGACCAGUGCAUCUCAGCCAAUCAAAAGCUGACAAUUUAUUGAGUUCAUUCAUGAAACUCCCACAGGUUAAACUAAUUUCUGAAAAAUCAGAGAUUACAUAUCCCAUGAAGCUUGCUACACAUAACAAGAAGAUACAUAAAGUUUGUCUGUAGUGACAAGAUAAAAACAAAGUGUGGCCUUUAUAGGUAGGAUAGACAGGUUCCUGCUAUAAAAACAAAGUGUGGCCUUUAUAGAUAGGAUAGACAGGUUCCUGCUAUAAAAACAAUGUGUGGCCUUUAUAGAUAGGAUAGACAGGUUCCUGCUAUA
Molecule: messenger RNA, 4980 nt
Organism: Lytechinus variegatus (green sea urchin)
Lineage: Eukaryota; Metazoa; Echinodermata; Echinoidea; Temnopleuroida; Toxopneustidae
Gene: fancd2
Product: Fanconi anemia group D2 protein-like
Exons: 38
Coding region: 205-4593 (1462 amino acids)
Biological process (GO): mitotic intra-S DNA damage checkpoint signaling; homologous chromosome pairing at meiosis; interstrand cross-link repair
Cellular component (GO): condensed chromosome; nucleus
Molecular function (GO): DNA polymerase binding
Source: RefSeq, a predicted model, not a curated record